Molecule: messenger RNA, 1146 nt
Organism: Dicrocoelium dendriticum
Lineage: Eukaryota; Metazoa; Platyhelminthes; Trematoda; Plagiorchiida; Dicrocoeliidae
Source: the annotation of a GenBank genome assembly
AUGCCACGUGCGCAUCAUGUGUCACAUCGCUUGUUCGACAUGGUUGACAGUUACGCUGCGCGGUUGCCCGUUCACGCCGCGUCUCCUGUGUUUGCCGUUGCACCUGCUCAACGGAAUCCUCACACGCUCAAUCUGCUGGGCACUUAUGCAACGUCCACCCCAGUUACAGCUGCCACCUGCCUGACUUUUAGACCCCGAAGAGGGCGGCGCACCGAUAUCCCACCGGAGCAGCGCGAACAAACACGCCGGAUGAAAAAGCAAAACCUGGAGCGUCGACGUCGUGCGUGUAUAACGGACAAGCUGAAUGCGUUGCACACUUUGGCGAUGAAGCUUAUUGGUUUAGAUCCAAAUGAACGCCAGAAAGCAGAGAAGGCUGACAUUCUGACGACAUGCUAUAAGGUACUCGAGGGCAUUGCGGAGGUCGCGCGUGAGAAGCCAGAUCUACAGUCAAGACUGAACCAACUUCGUUCGCAAAUUCCAGAACUAGCAAUUGUCCCUACUUCGUCGCAGGAUGAAGCCAACCAAAGCAGCACAUACUUCGCAAACGAGGAGAACGAUUCACUUUUUGGAAUUAGUCCAGCAACCAACUCCGGAGAUGGUGAAAACCGACCUCCAAUCGCACGUUUUGUAGUUCGGCGCUCAAUUCGCUCGCCGGCAUUCCCUGGGUCGGACGAUUAUCUGCUUCACAGCGUCGCGAAUCCUCCGAAUGAAUGUGACACUUUCACUUCAUGCAGUUUGUCAGACAGCGGAGUGUACAGCCCACAAUGUGGUGUGUCGGAUUUAACAGAAGUGACGCCCACCGACUUGCGACACCCUCAUAUCUCCGGCCAACAUUUCCGGUCCCGGCGUUCAGGCGCUGCCCAAACAGGUUCGCUUGUAGCUGCAGUUCAUCCACCCCCUCGUUUCCAGACGCCUUUACCGUCACCAAGCUGGAAGCACCCAAUGCGAUCAAUGGAAAAUCUACCAAUUCCUUCCUCAUCGACCGCCUUUAAGAGAAUCAACACCAAAGACUCGAGUGGUGCCUCCUCAGUUUGGAGACCGUAUCUCUAACUUUUAUCUGGGGCUCACCUGAUGUACCAUUUGUUAAAUGCCCUCACUGUAUAUACCUACUCUAUUUUGCUUCUGAUGGCCGUGAUUUGAAGAAAG